Messenger RNA from Necator americanus (New World hookworm), 1362 nucleotides. RefSeq lists its product as uncharacterized. Lineage: Eukaryota; Metazoa; Nematoda; Chromadorea; Rhabditida; Ancylostomatidae. Bases 1 to 1362 code for a protein of 453 amino acids. The record is from RefSeq and is a predicted model, not a curated record. Gene Ontology annotation, cellular component: cytoplasm. Gene Ontology annotation, molecular function: glycosyltransferase activity. The transcript has 12 exons.
AUGGAAUAUUCUCUAAAACUGCUAAGAAAUAUUUACUUUAAAUUGAUCGAGAAUAUCCCAGGCAUACCACGAAAUCGACGAUGUUGGGAUCGUUCCACGGAAAGGCUGCUCGAUAUGUCUGUGGUUCUCAAUCCAGAACAUCGUCAUCAACUACUACAAGAAAUCGAUUCCCAAAGUUACCAAGCACAGAAGCACCUCUACUGCUCUCUAUUUUGCGCUUUUCUUGUGUGCAGUAUAUUCUUCGGAUUGUUUACCGGCACUCCUUUAAAUGAUUCGACCAACGUAUCACGUAUAGAUUUAGCCGGCUGCACCAGAAAUUCCCUGCCUGAAAACAUCUCUACGUGUGUACCCUUUUACGAGUUGAUGCGGCAUCAUGUAGCCAUCAAUACCGGCAAUCAGUUCUUCAAAAGAAACAGGUUGUCUGUCGUGGCUGCUUAUGCGUACCCUAAUUAUUCCGUAGUGACCAUUGAAGCAGACGGAUGGUACGGAGAAAAAGUUUACUGUCGAUAUUUCGAUCGACACAUGAAGGAGCUCACCGAACCGGUUGCAUCAAUAGUUUUUCCGGAGUUUGCUGUACAUUGUUGUAGACAUCUUCGGGCCGAAUACAUGACUGUCAGCGAAGAAAAAGAACAGGCGAUAACUGUUGCAGCGCGCAUCAUAGACAGGAUCUCUGCUAAACCUCAGUAUACUCUGUCAUUAUGUCUCGCAGCACUGUAUGGAAACCAGAGCAAAUGGUUGCUGUUAGCUGAAUUAGUCGAGCACUAUAAACUGCAAGGAGUAGAACAUUUUUAUUUCUAUAUUAAAGAUAUUGACCAAUACUCACAAAAGCUUGUUAAUGACUACGUGGAAAACGGAGAAGCAGAAGUAGUGUAUUUUCGUCAGGAAGAAGAUCGACUGCCAGAGGAUUGGCAGCAUGUAUCCGUACAGGACUGCCUGCAACGUAGUCGCCAUCACUCUCGUUAUUCUAUUUUUGGCGAUUUGGAUGAAAGAAUAAUUCCUCUGGGGAAAAUUAGGCUUGUUGACUACGUAUUAAAGAAAAUGGGUGAAAAGAACAAUAUUGGUAUGAUAAAGUUUACCCCUCGAUUUGUACUGCGAACAAGAAAGCCUCCUGAUAACUAUGAGGGGACAAAAACACUUAGUAAAAAUUUGCCAACACUUGUGUUUCGCAACACAUCAGCGACACCUUUAGGGUAUUAUACCAAGUGCAUACUGGAUCCUACAAGGGUUCUACUUCAAUGGGUACAUAAUGUGAAGGUUUACUUUCCUGGUUACGUCGGUUUAGAGGCACCCCGCAAUGAAGUAAUAAUUCGGUUAGCGAGUUUACCGUUUCUGUGCAUGACGUCUAUGAUAACAUGUAUUUAA